This is a messenger RNA of Entelurus aequoreus (snake pipefish), 2412 nucleotides long. Its product is annotated as tubulin beta-2 chain-like. Gene Ontology annotation, biological process: mitotic cell cycle; microtubule cytoskeleton organization. Gene Ontology annotation, cellular component: microtubule; cytoplasm. Bases 880 to 2214 code for a protein of 444 amino acids. The record is from RefSeq and is a predicted model, not a curated record. The transcript has 7 exons. Lineage: Eukaryota; Metazoa; Chordata; Actinopteri; Syngnathiformes; Syngnathidae. Gene Ontology annotation, molecular function: GTPase activity; structural constituent of cytoskeleton; GTP binding.
GUGACGUUCAUAUGUUGUCAAUAUUCAGUGUUUUAUCAUUCAUAGUUAAUAUUGUAAAUCCCACAUUCUUUAUUUUCAUGUACAUUCUGGGUGUCUCAUUCAGUAAAAAAAUGUAAAAUUCCAUUCCGUUUUUUAAGGCGGUCUGUCAUAACGUUUUUAGCAUUCAAUCAGACAUUAUUGUGAGGUUUCGUAUUAGUGUUCCUAAAAAUAGAUAUACCGGCCCACAGACACAUUUUUUUCUCUAAAUUUGGCCCCCGAGUCAAAAUAAUUGCACAGGCCUGAUUUAUGGUAAAAAAAAGAAGAAAAAAAAGAAUCAUUUCUAGCCUUUGUGUUGUUAACCUGAUGGUGGGAAAAGUCUUGAAUUUUGGUAAUUAAAUCACACAGUAACAAAUAAAGGAAACGUUUGAUUUCCUGCACUAUUAUAUCAUUUUUUUAAAAAAAUCAAUAUUUAUACUCUUAUUUUUUAACACAUUCUUUUGCUUGUCAUUUAAAAGCCCCGCCCACCCACCGGUGAGUUCCAGUCUCAACUCGGUUAGCGCAUGCUAACUUCAUAAUGUGAAUGUCCCACGUUUGGUGCAAUUUACCCUAAUCUGGGGAUGUUGUGACGAGUAUUCUGGACAUCUUUUGCAAUUUGUUUAAUGAACAAUGAAGGCUGCAAAGAAGACAGUUGUAGGUGGGAUCGGUGUAUUAGCAGCGGACUACAGCAACACAACCAGGAGGACUUUGUUGGAGCUCUAGCCGUGCUAGCCGCCGACCUCACCUUGACUUCCUACGUCUCCGGGCCGCCAAACGCAUCGGGUGAAGUCCUUCGUCCUUCUGCCGAUCGCUGGAACGCAGGCAAUUUGCUAGAAACACUGAAGACGCAACUUUGCUUCCACGAUGAGGGAAAUCGUGCACAUCCAAGUCGGCCAGUGUGGAAACCAGAUGGGUUCUAAGUUCUGGGAAGUGAUCAGCGACGAACACGGCAUUGAUCCAUCUGGGGCUUACCAUGGCGAUGAUGAGCUGCAGCUGCGCAGGAUCAACGUCUACUUCAACGAGGCAACAGGGGGCAAAUAUGUUCCCCGUGCCAUUCUUGUGGACUUGGAACCAAGUACCAUGGACUGCGUAAGGUCUGGACCUUUGGGUAAAAUUUUCAGACCUGACAAUUUUGUGUUUGGUAAGGGUGGUGCUGCUAACAACUGGGCCAAAGGUCACUACACUGAUGGUGCUGACAUGGUUGAAUCUGUUGUGGAGGUGGUGCGUAAAGAGUCAGAAAGCUGUGACUGUCUGCAGGGCUUCCAACUCACACACUCGCUUGGUGGUGGAACCGGCUCUGGUAUGGGAACCCUACUUAUCUACAAGAUUCGUGAGGAGUUUCCUGAUCGUAUCAUAAAUACCUUCAGUGUGAUGCCCUCGCCCAAGGUGUCAGAUACGGUCGUAGAACCUUACAACUCCACUCUGUCAGUCCAUCAGCUUGUUGAAAACACAGAUCAAACGUACUGCAUCGACAAUGAAGCUCUAUACCACAUCUGCUUCCGCACUCUCAAGCUGAGCACACCCACCUACGGAGACCUGAACCACCUCGUAUCGUUCACCAUGAGCGGGGUCACUACCUGCCUGCGCUUCCCCGGCCAGCUCAACGCCGACCUCCGCAAACUGGCAGUCAACAUGGUGCCUUUCCCCCGCAUGCAUUUUUUCAUGCCGGGCUUCGCCCCUCUGACCAGCAGGGGCAGCCAGCAGUAUCGAGCCCUCUCGGUUCGCGACAUCACCAAACAAGUGUUCGACUCCAGAAACAUGAUGGUCGCGUGCGACCCCAGCCAAGGACGCUAUCUGGCGGUUACCACAGUGUUCCGUGGCCGCUUAUCCAUGAAGGAGGUUGAUGAGCAAAUGCUCACAAUCCAAGACAAGAACAGCAGUUACUUUGUGGAGUGGAUCCCCAACAACAUCAGCACUGCCGUUUGUGACAUCCCGCCCCGCGGACUCAAGAUGUCCGUCACUUUCAUCGGCAACAGUACGGCCAUACAGGAGCUGUUCAAGCGCAUCUCUGAGCAGUUCACAGCCAUGUUCCGCCGCAAGGCCUUCUUGCAUUGGUACACAGAUCAGGGUAUGGAUGAGAUGGAAUUUACUGAAGCCGACAACAACAUUAACGAUUUAGUAUCCGAGUACCAACAGUACCAGGAUGCCAAAGCAGACGAUGAGGGUGAAUUUGAGGAAGAGGCUGAAGAGGGUGCUUGAAUUCAACAAUGUAUCGGAAUUUUUAUUUUAUAUUCUAAUUUUAUAAAUAGGUAGACAACCGACCUCUGUUAUCGCCAAACCAAGCCAGAUGGUGCCACAUUCCGUCCUCCUUGCUUAGCGGCAUAUAGAAUAGGAGAAUGCUGAACAUCAAAGAAGGCAGAGCCAUUUGCAAACUUUUAUUCCUAGAAAUAAACAUUU